CGGAGUCCCCCGCCCUCGUCACUGCCUCCCCGGAGCUGCGGGGCAGUCGGACGCAGAGCUGCCGAACCGCGAGAACGCCUGGCCAGAGCUGCCCUCUGCAGCCCAGCCGGCGCCCCCUGCCCUUCGCCGCCGCUCUGGGCGGGCGCCCCCGCCGCCCUCACUCCGCUCCUCCAGGCUCCUCGCGCGCAGGUCGCGGAGCUCCGCCACCGCUGGGUGCGGCGAGGCCGGCGCGAUGCGGCAGCUGUGCCGGGGCCGCGUGCUGGGCAUCUCGGUGGCCAUCGCACACGGGGUCUUCUCGGGCUCCCUCAACAUCUUGCUCAAGUUCCUCAUCAGCCGCUACCAGUUCUCCUUCCUGACCCUGGUGCAGUGCCUGACCAGCUCCACCGCUGCGCUGAGCCUGGAGCUGCUGCGGCGCCUCGGGCUCAUCGCCGUGCCCCCCUUCGGUCUGAGCCUGGCGCGCUCCUUCGCGGGGGUCGCGGUGCUCUCCACGCUGCAGUCCAGCCUCACGCUCUGGUCCCUGCGCGGCCUCAGCCUGCCCAUGUACGUGGUCUUCAAGCGCUGCCUGCCCCUGGUCACCAUGCUCAUCGGCGUCCUGGUGCUCAAGAACGGCGCGCCCUCGCCAGGGGUGCUGGCGGCGGUGCUCAUCACCACCUGCGGCGCCGCCCUGGCAGGAGCCGGCGACCUGACGGGCGACCCCAUCGGGUACGUCACGGGAGUGCUGGCGGUGCUGGUGCACGCUGCCUACCUGGUGCUCAUCCAGAAGGCCAGCGCAGACACCGAGCACGGGCCGCUCACCGCUCAGUACGUCAUCGCCGUCUCUGCCACCCCGCUGCUGGUCAUCUGCUCCUUCGCCAGCACCGACUCCAUCCACGCCUGGACCUUCCCGGGCUGGAAGGACCCGGCCAUGGUCUGCAUCUUCGUGGCCUGCAUCGUGAUCGGCUGCGCCAUGAACUUCACCACGCUGCACUGCACCUACAUCAACUCGGCCGUGACCACCAGCUUUGUGGGCGUGGUGAAGAGCAUCGCCACCAUCACGGUGGGCAUGGUGGCCUUCAGCGACGUGGAGCCCACCUCUCUGUUCAUUGCCGGCGUGGUGGUGAACACCCUGGGCUCCAUCAUUUACUGUGUGGCCAAGUUCAUGGAGACCAGAAAGCAAAGUAACUACGAGGACCUGGAGGCCCAGCCUGGGGGAGAGGAGGCGCAGCUAAGUGGAGACCAGCUGCCAUUCGUGAUGGAGGAGCUGCCCUGGGAGGGAGGAAAUGGCCGGUCAGAAGGUGGGGAGGCAGCAGGUGGCCCCGCUCAGCAGAGCAGGCAAGAGGUCAGGGGCAGCCCCCGAGGAGUCCCGCUAGUGGCUGGGAGCUCUGAAGAAGGGAGCAGGAGGUCGUUAAAAGAUGCUUACCUCGAGGUGUGGAGGUUGGUUAGGGGAACCAGGUAUAUGAAGAAGGAUUAUUUGAUAGAAAACGAGGAGUUACCCAGUCCUUGAGAAGGAGGUGCAUGUAUGUACCUAUGUGCAUACACUUAUAUGUUAGAAAUGACAUGUUUUAAUGAGAGGCCUCCCCGUUUUAUUCUUUGAGGAGUGGGAAAGGGAAGAAAAGAAAGAAGCUGAAAGGUACUGACACAGAGCAACAAAAUUAGCACCUGUGUGAAUUAUUUAGUGUGACUUCACCUGAGGCAUCACAGAGACAAAAGAAUGUGAAGGUACUUAACAAAGUAAGGCCACGGUUUCUGCUUCAGACUCCUGGCACAUUUAUUUUUUGUCAUCAUAACCAUAACUAGAUAUCUGCAUGUACCAAGAGUCCCUAAGCCACCCCCUCCAAAGAUGGAGUGUAGAAAUGAUGACAGCACUUAGUAAGUUCAAAGAUGACAUUCAGGGAUGCAUUUUUUGAUGAUAGAACUACAGUUUUUAUCGCCAGCUGGGCAAAGAGUAUAUUGCUGAAAUGAUAUAUAAAUAUACUGAAUUGAUGUUUACUGUUUAUAGUCAUCUGAAAUAUCAUAUUUACUCUGAUUCUACUCAUUUUUUAAAAAUAAGUGUCUUAUUAUUGUAUUAUAUAUUGAUAGAAACUGUUAAAGCUAUUUUGAAAAUAUGAGUUCUUAGCUUUAAUCAUGAAGUCUGAAGUUUGCUUUUAGUAAUUAUUUUAAAAGUUGUUUUGGUUCAUUGCUUUAUAAUAUUUAUUAUUGAAUGCCAAACCUGUUCUUUGUUUUUUUUUUUUUACUGUGUCCAAUAUUCUUUCAAGCAAAUGCAGUGGCUGGAAUAUAAUUCAGAAUUAACUGAAACCCAGCCAGAAGAGGGACCACCUGUAAAGCAAGUCCUUUCAAGUUGCACUGCACAUCCCAAACCAUGUUACCAAAAGAGCAACUGCUAUAUUCACAUUAUGAUAUUUUUCUAUCUUAAAUUUGUCAAAAUAAAGUAUGAGUCUAACUAUUAAAA
Messenger RNA from Nomascus leucogenys (northern white-cheeked gibbon), 2428 nucleotides. It is a transcript of the gene SLC35D3, whose product is annotated as solute carrier family 35 member D3. NCBI's taxonomy places the organism in Eukaryota, Metazoa, Chordata, Mammalia, Primates, Hylobatidae. Gene Ontology annotation, cellular component: Golgi apparatus. The record is from RefSeq and is a predicted model, not a curated record. Gene Ontology annotation, molecular function: antiporter activity.